This is a messenger RNA of Hymenoscyphus albidus, 1254 nucleotides long. NCBI's taxonomy places the organism in Eukaryota, Fungi, Ascomycota, Leotiomycetes, Helotiales, Helotiaceae. The record is from the annotation of a GenBank genome assembly.
AUGUACUUCUCAAACGCCAAGCUCACUGUUUUGGUGUUAUUUGACAGCUUCUUCUUUUCAAAGGCCUGGGAAUAUGAUUUCCCAGAAGGAUGGGAAUCGCAAUGGACUGGAAACGGCCAACAUCAAGCCAUCUUGGGUAAUGUUGGGAAGUGCAGAACAAGCCACAUGAAAGCAUUCGACACUGCCAAGUCUAAUGCAGACAUCUGGCUUUCCACCAGCCCCCUCGACGACUUUGAAGCUCCGAAGAUUCUGCCUUUGAACUCCAGCACGGGCGAGCAGUGGGAGUUUGAUGGUAUCUCAGAUGAUGGAAUGUUUGCUUUCAUAUUUGGAUUCUAUCGCGAUCCAGGUCUCUCGCUUAUGGGAACUGGGAACCUGAGGAUCUCAGCUGAACUUGCGUAUGCGAAUGGAACUCGCUUUGGAAGAGUGGAUUAUGCGAGUGACUCGAUUGUAGAUUCCUGUCCCGACGGAACUCGAGGCGUUUGGAAAGGGGGCGACUUCAGUUACCAAUGGGAGGUCUCGAAGGAUAUGAGUCGUAUGCGACUGGGAACGAUAACGCCCGAUUUGAAGGGCAAUAUUUUCAUGACUUCAAGAACUCUUCCCCGAUACGCAGAUGCUUCGACUUGGCCUUCAGGAAAUGCUACCACAGAGAUCUCGCCGCAUUUCCACUGGGUCGAACCCAUUCCCGUGGGCGAUGUCAAGGUAGAUUUGACUGUGAAAGGAGAGAGAGACUUUACAUGGCAAGGCCUGGGAGGUCACAAUCGUCUGUGGUCACCUUUCAAUUGGUUCACCUGUCUCAAGGCGAUGAAUGCAGUUCGGAUGACUGCGGGUCCUUAUUCCCUGUCUUACAUGAAAUUUACAUCUAGGAUUGAUGGGGAAGACCACUCGUCGAUUCUCCUCAUGCAGGACGGUAACAAACUAUUCUCGAGUACGCUAGGAGAAGAGUCUCAGACCGAGGACUAUGUUUUGAUGACCAAGACCUACGAUGGUGCUGUCACGGGUACGCUGCGGGACAAAGUUACUGGCUACGAGCUUGAACUAGUCUCGCCCGGCAGGAAGAAACACUGGACUUUCAUCAUGGAGCAUAAAAACAUUGCGUUCGAGUAUUUGGUUGGGAAGGGUCGCGGUGGAAGUGGAUUUUCCUGCAGCUCGAGUGGUGGGCCUGUCGGUCUGGAGCAGUUUCGAGGUGUUGCCUUGACUGAAGCUCUGAAUUUUCCAGACAGCACUCCUCUCUUUACCAACCAGUACAAGAAAUGA